UGGCACUGUCAAUCCCCAUCUUGGGAAACCUGGUAAUGCAACAUGGUGGCGCGAUUGGUCGAACCAGAUGAGUGCAGGCGGAGCCGGCGGAGCCCGCACCUGCGUCAAUCUUCUCUGUUGCCUGGUGCUCGCCAGUGGCCAGAGUGGCCAGAGUGGCCAGAGGCCAUGCCCUCCUGCCUCAAACAGCACCAGGGACUUUCUGCGAUGCUUGGACUAUCGCCACGAGAUGGGCGAAUCAGAUUUGGACGAGCUGACGCACACCCCGACAGAGGCUGCUGACAACGAGGCAGUCGAAUACUUUGAGGAACUUUCAAGGAAUCGGCAGCUGCUGAAAUACUGGGAUAAAGAGGUGAAUGUCUUUACCAAAAAGAUGAGUGACGAGCUGGCCAGCUGGACGGUUGACAGGGCGCUACUGCCGCGCAUAUUCGUCUUGGGCGAACUUGAGCCAGCCUGCCAGCUCAUGGAAGAAUCUGUAGGCUUCCGGUACUCCAUGGAGCACUGGCUGCACCGAAUGCUCACGUCCAACGAGGCGAUUGUCGUGAACAAGGCAGAGGUCGCUGAUUUCGUGUACUUGCCGCACUGCGCCACCAGUGUCUUUAUGCACAUGGUGGUGCAGGAUGAGCAAGAGCAUCAGGGAGUCUUCCGCACGGCCAAUUCUCAGUCUGAAUUGAGGCUGAACUCAUCGAUCUUAAGGCGCAAGGAAGUCUUCCUGGGCUAUGAGGGGAAUCUGCCAGCGUCUUCGGUGCUUCGACUGGAUUCCUCCUACUUGAUGCACAAGGUGAACACGAUUUGGCCCUCCGCUGCCUUCGACCAGUGCUGGCGACGGUCCUCUUGCAAGUUCCUGGUCGGCAGCAUCUAUGGCCGUCACGUUUGGCGACACUUCGCAAAGGUCUUUGGGGACAAAGCGGUCUUCAUCACGCACGCAGGGAUGUCAGCUUGGCUACGUGGGCAGCCCGAUGAGUAUUUCCUUGCAGGAUCUGAGUCAGUCCCAGAAACAAUUGACAAUACCUGUCGUGCUUCCUGUCGCCUGCAUUGCAUGCUGGAGCCUCCAGCCGCUCUACCUCAGGAUGUGGUUCUCCCUUGGGUGGUCGCUUUUGAAUGGACCCCACGAGCCACAGCAUACCGUCAGCGAGACAUUUUGGUUUUCUACAGCGGCACCGAGAACUCCUGCUCCCGGAAGAAGAUCCGCGAGGCCUUCCAUGGACGCUUCGAGAUGGAGAUGAACUUCUUUGACCCCAGAUCCCACAACAAGGAGAAGGUGCUGAUUUUCCCCUCGGACUUCCGAUUGAAGCAGCAAGAAUGGUCUGAGUUGGCAUACAGAUCGAAGCUUUGCCUUUGUCCGGACGGUGAUUCGCCGAACACUGGGCGACUGGUGGAGGUGAUCAUGCAUGGCUGUGUGCCGUUGAUCAUCUCCAAUCGACUGCAGCCCCCUUUUCACAAGUACUUUGAUUGGUCCAAGAUUGCCUUCUUCCUGCGGGAGGACGCCAUUCCACGCUUGCCAGCGAUCCUAGCAGAACAGUUCUCAGGCCCCUCGGGUGAUCGACGCAUCCUGGAGAAGAGGACGCUGCUCCGACAAAUGUCACACUUGUGUGACUACGCUCGCGAUGGCAUUGGCUCUACGCUGCUUCUCGCAUUGCGAGAACAGACCCGAGAUCUUCGCGGAGAGUCGUGAGUGAAGCGUCGCGAGAGAAGAAGGCGUCCUCAUGAAGUCGUCCGGCCACCGUCCUCCGGAUGUUUUGGUCAGCUUCCUGGCCCUUUUUGAUCCC
This is a messenger RNA of Durusdinium trenchii, 1766 nucleotides long. The record is from the annotation of a GenBank genome assembly. NCBI's taxonomy places the organism in Eukaryota, Dinophyceae, Suessiales, Symbiodiniaceae.